AUCUUGUUUCUCAAUUUCUAUUUUCAUCACUUGUGAAUAAAAUGCUGCGGUAUUUAAAUUAUUCCACCAGGAACAUGGACUCUCAUCUGGAGAGAGCAUCACACUCAUUUCCAGGAGAGAACCAUGGGCUUGGAGUUGGUCUUUUUCAUCCUAGCAGCUUAACACUCAGCAGCAAAUCUAUUCCAUGCAUUUUGAUCUCCUCAGUAGAGGUCAAUUGCAGUUGCGAAGAAGAGUUUGUGUAUGGUCUUAUCUUGCCCUCCUGAAGUGCCAACCAGUUUGCCAGAACAUAAAAAAAAACUUUCACCCAUGCUAUUGUAAAGUGUCGAUUCUAGGGCUGGUGGAUAAGCUCUAAGCUAAGCUUUGUAUGCUUGUUUCUUUGUUUUAUUAAAUAUAAAUGUAUAUAUUAUCCAACAAGGUACCCAGAGUGCUGCUUAUUAUACAAAACAACACAUGCAAAAUACCAGGAAAUAAAGUCCACUAUAGAAUUCCCAUUUCUACUGACUGCUUUUGAUUCAGUGGAGAAUUCAGUGGAGAAUUAACUGGAGGUACGGCAUAUGCUGGAUUUGAAACACUGUUUGAGAGGCUUGAGAAGGUAUAAAUAAACAUAGCACUCUUCUAGUUGUUGUGUCUGAAUGUAUUCUAAAAUGUGACUUCUUUAUUGAGAUUGCGAUCAGCUUCUGUUCUUAGACACUGUUGAAUUAACUGCAUAGAAAUUAUGAAUGAAUUAAUGAAUUAUUCUGAUGUUAUGUAUUUAACUCUGGAGGGCCAUGUGGAGCUGGAGAAAUACAGAUAUUUUUAUUUUGUAAUGGUUCUCACACUUUACAUGUUGAUCAUUAGUUGUAAUGGUCUGGUCAUUUUUGUCAUAUUCACAAACAAACAUCUCCAUGAGCCCAUGUACAUUUUCAUUGCUGCUUUGCUUUGUAAUGCUCUCUUUGGAACAGCUGCUCUUUAUCCGAAACUGCUCACAGAUUUUUUGUCUGAAAUUCAAGUUGUUUCUUUUGAAUCCUGCAUAUUUCAAUCAUUUUGCAUUUAUACAUAUGGUGCUUCAGAGUUCACACUGUUAUCAGCUAUGGCUUAUGAUAGAUAUGUGUCUAUCUGUAAACCAUUACAAUAUGCAACAAUUGUAAAAAUGUCCACUGUUAAAAAGCUCUUAUUUUGCUGUUGGUUUCUUCCUUGUUGUGAAAUAGGCAUUACUGCAAUAUUAACAUAUCAACGUAAGCUGUGUAAAUUCAAAUUAAAUCGAAUAUACUGUAAUAACAGUUCCAUGAUUAGAUUGGGUUGUGGAGACGUUUCUGUAAGUAAUUUGUAUGGACUGUUUGCUUUAAGCAUUGUUGUGUUUCCUCCAUUAAUUUUUGUAUUUUUCUCAUAUAUCAGAAUACUUUCAGUCUGUUUAAAGAAUUCUAAAGAUUUUAGGACAAAAGCUCUACAAACCUGCUUCCCACAUCUAUUAAUUUUAAUCAGUUUCUCCAUCACAACAUGUUUUGAAAUUAUAAAUACUAGAUUAGAAGAAAACAUGCCUCACAUUGCCAGCAUGAUUAUGUCAGUGGAAAAUCUGAUUAUUCCUCCUCUAUUAAAUCCCAUUAUAUAUGGACUGAAACUGAAGGAGAUAUUCAAUAGGAUUAAGAAAAUGGUUUGGAAAAAUAAGAUAAUUGUAUGCCAAGAGGUUAAACAAAGACCUGCAUUUAUUCAUUAGCAGUAUAUUUCUGUACUUUACUAAAUAUUUAUUUGUAGUAAAUCUAAGCCUAUUUAACGUACAAAAAAAUAAAACACCAUAUGUUGUGUUGUUUUAAUAUAAGCUUUUUACUGGUUUGCUCAUUGGAUUUUAUAUUUUCUGAUUAGGAAGCACCAAUAAACCUUAAUGAGCAGCAAUGCAACAGACUUUUCUUAAAAACAAUUACAAAUAUUUACAUUUAAAAUGAGAAAUGAACAUUCAUGUCAAGUAGACAUGAAUGUUAUUGACAUCCAUAUUGCAGUGGUUUGGCAGACAGUUAAACAAACUGAUCAGUUUUAUUCUCCUUGCUUGUGUUGAUUAAACUCUG
Messenger RNA from Ictalurus punctatus (channel catfish), 2039 nucleotides. RefSeq names its product olfactory receptor 6N2-like. The record is from RefSeq and is a predicted model, not a curated record. Gene Ontology annotation, biological process: G protein-coupled receptor signaling pathway. The transcript has a single exon. The coding region runs from base 716 to 1693 and encodes 325 amino acids. Gene Ontology annotation, molecular function: olfactory receptor activity; G protein-coupled receptor activity. Gene Ontology annotation, cellular component: membrane. Lineage: Eukaryota; Metazoa; Chordata; Actinopteri; Siluriformes; Ictaluridae.